Molecule: messenger RNA, 2118 nt
Organism: Acanthosepion pharaonis
Lineage: Eukaryota; Metazoa; Mollusca; Cephalopoda; Sepiida; Sepiidae
Source: the annotation of a GenBank genome assembly
AUGAAACAAGCAAACGACAAAACUCAGUUUCUUUCUUUCUCUUUCUCGUAUCUUUCUUUCCCGUUUCUUUCUUUCUCUUUCCUUUCUUUCUCUUUCUCGUUUCAUUCUUUCUCUUUCCUUGCCUUCUCUUUCCUCUCUUUCUAUUUCUCGUUUCUUUCUUUCUCUUUCUCUUUCUCUUUCCUUUCUUUCUCUUUCUCUUUCCUUUCUUUCUCUUUCUCUUUCCUUUCUUUCUCUUUCUCUUUCCUUUCUUUCUCUUUCUCUUUCCUUUCUUUCUCUUUCUCCUUUCUUUCUCUUUCUCCUUUCUUUCUCUUUCUCCUUUCUUUCUCUUUUUCUUUUCUUUCUCUUUCUCCUUUCUUUCUCUUUCUCCUUUCUUUCUCUUUCUCCUUUCUUUCUCUUUCUCCUUUCUUUCUCUUUCUCUUUUCUUUCUCUCUCUUUUCUUUCUCUCUCUUUUCUUUCUCUUUCUCCUUUCUUUCUCUUUCUCCUUUCUUUCUCUUUCUCUUUUCUUUUCUCUCUCUUUCUUUUCUUUCUCUUUUCUUUCUUUCUCUUUUCUUUCUUUCUCUCUUUUCUUUCUCUCUCUUUUCUUUUCUUUCCUUUCUUUCUAAAGAUCAAGAUAUUUUGCAGCACGUUGUUUUCUUUAUUAAAUUUUCUUUCUCUCCUUUUGAAAUGGGGUCUUGGCUGAGCUCUCUCUUUUCUUUCUCUCUCUUUCUGAGAGAAUUUCUCUCUCUUUUGUUUCUCUCUCUUUUCUUUCUCAGGGAUUUCUUUCUCUCUUUCUUUUCUCUAAAAUUUUUUUUUCUUCUCUCUUUCUUUUUUCUCUUAUUUCUUUCUUUCUCUCUUUCUUUCUCUCUCUUUCUUUUUCUUUCUCUUUUCUUUCUCUCUUUUCUUUCUCUCUUUUCUUUUUACUUUUGCUUCUUUCUUUUCUUUUCUCUCUUUUCUUUUUCUCUUUUCUUUCUCUCUUUUUUUUUCUCUUUUCUUUUUGCUUUCUUUCUUUUCCUUUUUUUUUUUCUUUUCUCUCUUUUUCCUUCUCUUUUUCUUUCUCUUCUUUUCUUUCUCUCUCUUUUUCUUCUUUCUUUUUUUUUUUUCUUCUUUCUUUUUUUUUCUCUCUCUUUUCUUUCUCUCUUUUUCUUUCUCUUUUUUUUUCUUUCUUUUUUCCUUUCUUUUCUUCCUUUCUUUUUUUCUUUCUUUUUCUUUUUUCUUUUUCCUUUAUUUUUGCACGUUGCUUCUUUUCUUUUUCCUUUACUUUUUGCUUCUUUCUUUUUUCCUUUACUUUUUGCUUCUUUCUUUUUUCCUUUACUUUUUGCUUCUUUCUUUUUUCCUUUACUUUUUGCUUCUUUCUUUUUUCCUUUACUUUUUGCUUCUUUCUUUUUUCCUUUUCUUUUUGCUUCUUUCUUUUUUCCUUUUCUUUUUUGCUUCUUUCUUUUUUUCCUUUUCUUUUUUUCUUUUUCUUUCUUUCCCUUCUUUCUUUUUCCUUUUCUUUCCCUUCUUUCUUUUUCCUUUUCUUUCUUUCCUUUCUUUUUCCUUUUCUUUCUUUCCUUUCUUUUUCCUUUUCUUUCUUUCCUUUUCCUUUUCUUUCUUUCCUUUCUUUUUCCUUUUCUUUCUUUCCUUUCUUUUUUCUUUCUUUCCUUUCUUUCUUUCCUUUUCUUUCCUGUUGUUCUUUUCUUUCCUGUUGUUCUUUUCUUUCCUUUUCUUUCCUGUUGUUCUUUUCUUUCCUGUUGUUCUUUUCUUUCCUUUUCUUUCCUGUUGUUCUUUUCUUUCCUGUUGUUCUUUUCUUUCCUUUUCUUUCCUGUUGUUCAUUUCUUUCCUUUUCUUUCCUGUUGUUCAUUUCUUUCCUUUUCUUUCCUGUUGUUCAUUUCUUUCCUUUUCUUUCCUGUUGUUCAUUUCUUUCUUUUUAACAACUUCCAUGUCCGAAAACUUCUCCACUUCUCGGAUUUUCAUCCGACCCCCGACCAGACGUACGAAAUAUUUAUGGACGGACACUUUAUCUCGACCUUUCCCGGAUUCCGGACCAUCUCCACUCUCCGGCCCCGGGGCCUACAAACGAACCAGCCGACCGACCAAUCGUUCGUCUGUCUAUCCGACCAGCCCAAGAAAGCCGACGCUCUCAAGCCUCUGCCAUAUUGA